CGGUCGCGCUACACGCCAAAGUAAAGGUGAGCCUGCGCUCGCGCCAGUGACGUGUCUCCUCACUUCUUCAGUACCCGGUGGACCGUCUCCGCGCGCGUUCGUGUCACUCCUACCCGCAUUCGAAAGUAGUGCUAGUGAGGUUGAAUUGAAUUGAUAAAGUUACACUAAUUUCCGAACGAAAGUUUUUAGUGUUGUGAUUUUUUGGGAAUAUUGGAAUUACAAUUUAACCGGUCUUUUUAACAGUCAACAGGAGAGACGAAAAUCACAAUUCUGGACGCCAACAAUGACAUAGGCCGCAAGAUGGCGCUACGACUGAAGAAGGACAUAAAGAAAGCGUCGUACUACGUGUGGUUCCUGGGCGCGCAGGAGUCGCGGGGGCUGCGAGGGGAGGAGUUUGCGCUACCAGCGGUCCAGCUGCUCGAAGAGCGGGCCAGGGAGUUGGAGCCUUUUAAGGUUACACUACAGGUGUCCCACAAAGGGCUGAAGAUAAUCCAGAAUGUGACGGCCAAAGGCAAGCAGCAGACGAUCAAGCACUUCAUCCCGCAUGGCAGCAUCACCAGCGCCGUGGUGCAGGGCGACGUGGUGGCGUGCGUGCUGCUGCUCUACAACCCGCUCACAGGCUGCCCCGUGCACGUGCACGCCUACAGAUGUGACUCAGACCACACAGCCGAGAUGCUCUACACACACCUCCAAGCUCUGAUAGAGCGACCAGAAAACCAGAAGAAGUUCGCCGACAUUGAGCGGAAACUACAAAUGAGGGGGGCUCUCCCGUUGUCCAAGAAACCUCCAGACUCGUCUUUAGGCAGUGAGGUGUCUAGAGAGUCAGACUCUGGGAGCAACGAAGAAAGAUGCGUGGCUAAUCUGUAUGACAGUUUGGCUGCGGAGUUGAAGCAAAAGUUGUCUACAGGUAAAAAGGGUCUAGGCAAUGUUACAGGGAAAAGUCCUAUACUUUUACCGCCCCGCGACUACGACACAGUGCACCGGCAAAAGGGGAACCUGAGCAACAUCGACACCCGUCGCUGUCUGAACCAGAACAUCGUGGGGGUGAACGCGCGGCGCAAGCUGGAGUCAUCGGGGGGAAGCUCGGGCAUUGGGAGCGAUCUGGCUCCGUCCCCUGAGAGGAACGAGUACACGAGACAGCACGACAAUCAUAGCACCAGCGAGGAAGAUUGGGCGGAGAGCACGGCUUACAUGAUGCAUGAGGCAUUCGACGCGUCUCCUCGGCGCGCCGCGUCUCCUCGUCAUGCAGCAUCUCCGCGUCGCGCGGCGUCGCCUCGUCGUGCGGCGUCACCUCGCCGUACGUCGCCGCCUCGCCGCGCGUCACCCCCACGCCGCGCGUCACCCCCACGCCGCGCGCUGUCCCCGCGCCGACACGACCGCGGCUUCAACGACGACUUCACCGACCAGUUCCGUGACUCACUGGCGCCCUUCCGUGACCAGGCCGGCUUCGACCGCCACCACCGCCACGAGUCUCUCGAACGUGUCAAAGAAAAACAAGAGAAAUACGACGACGCACCAAGCUACAGACGGCGGUACGCCGCAGAAACUAAACCGUCUAAUCGAAGCAUAGACCGAAUAGAAGAUCGCCGGUUCGGUAAACUAACGAGGGGCGCUAGCGAAGGAAGUCUAAAACUCGCCGAAGCCUCCCCAAAAGACCGGUUCCAAGUCGCUAAAGAAAAAUUCAAGAACCUAGAAAGGGAAAGGUUCAACAGGGAACUAGAGCAGCACAUGGCUAUCAGGAGGAGCAUGCUGGAAAGGAAUAGUCGCUCGACUUCUUCCCCCGAGGAAGAACAUAGAGACGAGCGGCAGCAGGAGCGUCACAGAGAAUUGAGCUCUCGGCGAGAACCUGAUCGUUCUCACCGGGAUUUGGAGCGUUCUCACAGAGAGCCAGAGCGGUUCAAGGAUCCGGAUCGGAUGCACGACAUAGACAGGGAUAUAACACACAGAGAAGUGGAGAGACUCCCACGCGUCAGCCGUAAACGCGAAGAUGUCAAGCGAUUCGAGUACGGGGCGGAGGAUUAUCUGGACAGAAUCGAACCAAAGCCGCAUAGGGAGGACUUCGAUAGAUACAGAGAGAGGAGAGAACUAGAUCGGCGUAUAGACGAGGAUGAAAUAAUUGAGCCAGUCAUUGAAGACCGGAGGAGAGACUGGAGUGACAGGCAAAGGGCAUUCAGCCGCUCGCGGCUGCUAGACGACCAGAGGCAGUCGUACGCGGAAGGCGAUAGGGACCGCUAUUACGAGAGGGACUACCGAGAUUACCGCGACCUGUCGGACCGGCAGCCCGCGAAGUUCCGCCACAGCUACGCCGAGCCCAUCCCGCGCGGCCGCCUCGGAACAGUCAGACCUUACUGAAAUGCCAUAAUAGAAUAGCGUGCUUUUAUGACCUGAGGAAAUAAAUGAGAUUUAAUUGUU
Cydia amplana is the source of this 2412-nucleotide messenger RNA. RefSeq names its product zinc finger CCCH domain-containing protein 13. The transcript is spliced from 7 exons. The record is from RefSeq and is a predicted model, not a curated record. NCBI's taxonomy places the organism in Eukaryota, Metazoa, Arthropoda, Insecta, Lepidoptera, Tortricidae. Bases 301 to 2352 code for a protein of 683 amino acids.